Messenger RNA from Enhydra lutris kenyoni (northern sea otter), 171 nucleotides. RefSeq names its product ATP synthase subunit epsilon, mitochondrial-like. The record is from RefSeq and is a predicted model, not a curated record. Gene Ontology annotation, cellular component: mitochondrial inner membrane. Gene Ontology annotation, molecular function: proton-transporting ATP synthase activity, rotational mechanism. The transcript is spliced from 2 exons. Gene Ontology annotation, biological process: proton motive force-driven mitochondrial ATP synthesis. NCBI's taxonomy places the organism in Eukaryota, Metazoa, Chordata, Mammalia, Carnivora, Mustelidae. Bases 1 to 171 code for a protein of 56 amino acids.
AUGCUGCAGACCAAGCCUGUGGCGUACUGGCGACAGGCUGGACUCAGCUACAUCCGGUGCUCCCAGAUCUGUGCAAAAGCAAUGAGAGAUGCACUGAAGGCCGAGUUCAAAGCAAAUGCUGAGAAGACUUCUGGCAGCACUGCAAAUAUUGUGAAACUGAAAAAAGACUAA